This is a messenger RNA of Piliocolobus tephrosceles (Ugandan red Colobus), 2845 nucleotides long. RefSeq names its product acylaminoacyl-peptide hydrolase (gene APEH). The transcript has 21 exons. Gene Ontology annotation, molecular function: serine-type endopeptidase activity. The record is from RefSeq and is a predicted model, not a curated record. Gene Ontology annotation, biological process: proteolysis. The coding region runs from base 569 to 2683 and encodes 704 amino acids. Lineage: Eukaryota; Metazoa; Chordata; Mammalia; Primates; Cercopithecidae.
CUCAUUCCUCGCGGGGCUCCACUCUGGACCCGCCCGCCUCGCCCUUCAUCCUCAGAGACUCAUUGGUCCCAUUCCCCUCGGGCCUCGCCCUUCAGGUGCUCUGGCUAUGCCCGUCCGACCGCGCUGCUUCCGCCUCGCAGCCCCGUCUCACCCGCUUCUCUCGUAGGCCCUUCUACCCUCCCCGAAGCCCGGCUCCCGGGUUCCGCUUCCACAGGGCCGCCCUCUCUCCUCCGAGAUCCAACGCCUCGCCCCUCGGUAAGAGGCCCGGGACUCGGCCCACGGCCCCGCCCCCCACUUGACUAGUCCUCCCCUGGAAGGCCAGCUCCUCCUCUCGACGCCCCUGCUCUCUCCCACCCAGGACUUCUCGCUCCCAGGCCGGGUCCUCUCACCGUCAAGGCCCGCCCCUUGCCAACGGUUCUCGCCUAUUCGCCGAAGGCCCCCGCGUCCCAGAUUGCCGCCGGGCAGGGGCGGAGACAGCCGGGGCGGUCCCAGGCUCCGCCCCCGGAAGACUCACUUCCGGGCGCGAGCACACCCCGCCCCGCCUCGCCCGGGAGGCAGAGAGGAGACUAUGGAACGUCAGGUGCUGCUGAGUGAGCCCGAGGAGGCGGCGGCUCUGUAUCGGGGCCUUAGCCGCCAGCCCGCGCUGAGCGCCGCCUGCCUGGGCCCGGAGGUCACCACGCAGUACGGCGGCCAGUACCGGACGGUGCACACUGAGUGGACCCAGAGGGACCUGGAACGCAUGGAGAACAUUCGAUUCUGCCGCCAAUACCUGGUGUUCCAUGACGGGGACUCAGUGGUGUUUGCCGGACCUGCAGGCAACAGUGUGGAGACCCGGGGGGAACUGCUGAGCAGAGAGUCUCCUUCAGGCAGCAUGAAAGCUGUGCUGCGCAAGGCUGGAGGCACGGGCCCUGGGGAAGAGAAGCAGUUCCUGGAGGUCUGGGAGAAGAACCGGAAGCUCAAGAGCUUCAACCUAUCAGCACUGGAGAAACAUGGGCCUGUUUAUGAGGAUGACUGUUUUGGCUGCCUGUCCUGGUCGCACUCGGAGACACACUUGUUGUAUGUGGCAGAGAGGAAGCGCCCCAAGGCCGAGUCCUUCUUUCAGACCAAAGCCUUGGACGUCAGUGCCAGCGAUGAUGAGAUAGCCAGGCUGAAGAAGCCAGACCAAGCCAUCAAGGGGGAUCAGUUUGUAUUUUACGAAGACUGGGGAGAAAACAUGGUUUCCAAAAGCAUCCCUGUGCUCUGCGUGCUGGAUGUCGAGAGUGGCAACAUCUCUGUGCUUGAGGGGGUCCCUGAGAAUGUGUCCCCUGGACAGGCAUUCUGGGCCCCUGGAGAUGCUGGUGUGGUGUUUGUGGGCUGGUGGCAUGAGCCCUUCCGGUUGGGCAUCCGCUUUUGCACCAAUCGCAGGUCAGCCCUGUACUAUGUGGACCUCAUCGGGGGGAAGUGUGAGCUCCUCUCAGAUGAUUCCCUGGCUGUCUCUUCUCCCCGGCUGAGCCCAGACCAAUGUCGCAUUGUCUACCUGCAGUACCCAUCUCUGAUCCCCCAUCAUCAGUGCAGCCAGCUGUGCCUGUAUGACUGGUAUACCAAGGUUACCUCAGUGGUGGUAGACGUUGUGCCUCGGCAGCUGGGAGAGAACUUCUCUGGGAUCUACUGCAGCCUUCUGCCUCUGGGAUGCUGGUCAGCUGACAGCCAGAGAGUGGUCUUUGACUCGGCUCAGCGCAGCCGGCAGGACCUGUUUGCUGUGGACACCCAAGUGGGCACCGUGACCUCCCUCACAGCUGGAGGGUCAGGUGGGAGCUGGAAGCUGCUCACAAUUGACCGGGACCUCAUGGUGGCACAGUUUUCCACACCCAGCCUACCUCCAACCCUGAAAGUUGGGUUCCUGCCUUCUGCAGGGAAGGAGCAGUCAGUGUUGUGGGUGUCCCUGGAGGAGGCCGAGCCCAUUCCUGAUAUCCACUGGGGCAUCCGGGUGCUACAGCCACCCCCAGAGCAAGAGAAUGUGCAGUAUGGGGGGCCCCAUUCAUCCUUUGUCACUGCCUGGAUGCUGUUCCCAGCCAUGCUUUGCAAGAUGGGCUUUGCGGUACUACUAGUGAACUAUCGUGGCUCCACGGGCUUUGGCCAGGACAGCAUCCUCUCCCUCCCAGGCAAUGUGGGCCACCAGGAUGUGAAGGAUGUCCAGUUUGCAGUGGAACAGGUGCUCCAGGAGGAACACUUUGACGCAAGCCAUGUGGCCCUUAUGGGUGGUUCCCAUGGUGGCUUCAUCUCCUGCCACUUGAUUGGUCAGUACCCAGAGACCUAUAGGGCCUGCGUGGCCCGGAACCCUGUGAUCAACAUCGCCUCCAUGUUGGGCUCCACUGACAUCCCUGACUGGUGCGUGGUGGAGGCUGGCUUUCCUUUCAGCGGUGACUGCCUGCCAGACCUCAGCGUGUGGGCUGAGAUGCUGGACAAAUCGCCCAUCAAAUACAUCCCUCAGGUGAAGACACCACUGUUACUGAUGUUGGGCCAGGAGGACCGGCGUGUGCCCUUCAAGCAGGGCAUGGAGUAUUACCGUGCCCUCAAGACCCGGAAUGUGCCUGUUCGGCUCCUGCUGUAUCCCAAAAGCACCCACGCACUAUCAGAGGUGGAGGUGGAGUCAGACAGCUUCAUGAAUGCUGUGCUCUGGCUACGCACACACUUGGGCAGCUGAAGCCCUGCCAUUCUGCAUGAGCUGAUCAGCCUGUGCCACAUGUCGCUCUUGGGGAGCUCCAAGGUCUGGCAGGGCAACAGGAGGCUUUCUGGACUCUGGACUCCACGGAUGCGUGGGCAGAGGAAUGUGGGCUAUGUAGUCAUAAUAAAUUAGGACACAGAG